GAUUCUGUGACAUUUGAGGAUGUUGCCGUGAUGUUCACCCAGGAAGAAUGGGCUUUGCUGAAUCAUUCUCAGAAGAUUCUCUACAGAGAUGUAAUGCUGGAAACCUGCAGGAACUUCAUUUUUAUAGGAAACAGUUAUGAAGAUGAGAAUAAUAAAGACCAUUGUAAAAGUUGUGGAAAAAAUUUAAGAAUUUCCUUGUUCAAGACAUUCUGUGAGCAUAAAGAUCUUCAGGAUGGAGAAAAUUUCAUGUGGAUAGCAAAUGAUGAUAUGAACAUGAAAAUUUCUGCUGACCUAACACCAUGUCAUAGCAAUGUGUGUGGAAAGGUGUCCAUGUGUCAUUCGUCCUUUAAUAACCAUCCCACCUCUCACUCUCAAUACAAAUCAUUAAAAGUCAUCUUCAUAGGCAUGAAAAAAUUCAUACUGGAGAAAAACCAUAUGAAUGUAAAGAAUGUGGUAAAGCCUUUAUAUGUAAGAGAGAUCUUCAUGUACAUGAAAAAAUUCAUACUGGAGAAAAACCAUAUGACUGUAAACAAUGUGGUAAAGCCUUUAGAUGUAAAAGUGAUCUUCAACGUCAUGAAACAAUGCAUACUGGAGAGAAACCCUAUGCAUGUGAACAAUGUGGUAAAACCUUUAGAAAUAACAGUAAUCUUAAAAGUCAUGAAAAUACUCAUACUGGAGAAAAACCAUAUGAAUGUAAACAAUGUGGUAAAACCUUUAGACGUAACAGUCAUCUUCAACGUACAUGAAAAAAUUNNNGAGAGAAACCGUAUGAAUGUAAACAAUGUGAUAAAGCCUUUAGAAGUCACAGUUAUCUUCAGUUACAUGAAAGAAGACAUACUGGAGAAAAACCUUAUGAAUGUAAACAAUGUGGUAAAGCUUUUAGACGUCACAGUUAUCUUCAGUUACAUGAAAAAAUUCAUACUGGAGAAAAACCCUAUGAAUGUAAGCAAUGUGGUAAAGCGUUUAGAUGGCACAGUUACCUUCACUUCCAUGAAAGAAUUCAUACUGGAGAAAAGCCAUAUGAGUGUAAGCAAUGUGGUAAACCUUUUAGAUGUCACAGGCAUAAUAGUCAUCUUAAAAAUCAUGAAAAAACGCAUACUGGAGAAAAACCCUAUGCAUGUAAAGAAUGCGAUAAAACCUUUAGAUGGUAUAAAAGCCUUCAAGUACAUGAAAAAUUCAUACUAG
Molecule: messenger RNA, 1185 nt
Organism: Nannospalax galili (Upper Galilee mountains blind mole rat)
Lineage: Eukaryota; Metazoa; Chordata; Mammalia; Rodentia; Spalacidae
Product: zinc finger protein 844-like
Exons: 6
Biological process (GO): regulation of DNA-templated transcription
Source: RefSeq, a predicted model, not a curated record